UACAAUGUCUGUCUGCUUUCAAAGCCCACCACCAUACUUGGUGUAGUUUUAGUCGCAAAACUAAUCUGGGCUGUCAGGAUGUCACCUUCUUCUUCUUCUUUUUUUUUUUCUUUCCAUUUGUUAUCAAACAUGAGCUGAUAGGCAGAGAGCUAGAAACAGUGCUCCACAGUUAAGACAAUGCAGAGUGAUCAGUGCGAGCACAGCUCUUUCACUGAAUGAGUCCAAGUAACCCUGUGACUGCCUUCUGAAAUGACAAGCAGACACACAUCUGCACAGAGGCUGUCCAAAGUGUAAGCUUCCUCGUCACUAUGUCCAGCCGAGGAAGACCUGCUGUGGGGCUUUCUACAACAACAGUCAGUUCAGUAGCUGUGCAGGCUGGGGACUCUAAAAUUGUUAUAGCUAUCAUAAAGUGUGGCAAGCAGAUACAACUUCAACUGGCUGAAUCACAGCCCAAUCUUUUAGAAAUUGGUAGCAGUCAAGAUGAAACAAAAAAACUUCUUCACGAUCACGAACUUCUUUUGGCCAAGCUCAAGGCUUUGGAAGAUCGGGUCUGGGAACUUUUGCAGGAAGCAGAUAAAACAGCUGAAGAGAACAAGGCUCAGAGUCAGGUUUAUGAUGCCAUGGCCGACACUCUGGCUGAAGCUUGGGCAGCCCUGGUCCUGAUGCUUGAAAGAAGAAGGGACCUUCUCAGACUGACCUCUGAAUUUUUUGAAAAUGCCUUGGAGUUUGCUAUUAAAAUAGACCAAGUUGAAGACUUCCUUCACAAUACUCAGGAAUUUGAGAGCAUUGAGUCUUUAAAAUCACUUCUUCAGCUUCAUGAAUAUCAUGCAAAAGAGCUGUUAGAACGAUCUUUGGCCCUUUUAAACAAGAGUCAGCAACUCACUGACUUCAUAGAAAAAUUCAAGUGUGACGGACCUAAUGGGAAUCCUGAGUUGAUACAGGGCGCUCAUAACAGCUGUCUGAAAAUUGACAGCCUCCUUGAACUGCUGCAAGACAGGAGGCGGCAGCUGGACAGGUACCUAAAGCAACAGCAACAGGAACUGGGUCAGGUUCUGCAGAUAUCUCAGUGGGACCAACAAGAAAAUCAGAUUACUUCUUGGUUUCAGAAAAUCAUAAGAGACUUACAGGAACAAAAUCUGGGCUUGUCACUUUCUGAUAAUGAGGAUCUAAUUUGUAAGCAUGAGGAGCUGUCAGUAAAAGCAAAGGACUGGAAUUCUGCUGUUGAGAAACUGAAGAGUGAAGCACUUGAAAUUCUGCUCUCAAAGGAUUAUAUUGAGAAAGAACAUCUACAGCUAUCUAACCAGAAACUGAAUCAACUUCAAGAUGAAUUCAGCCAGCUCAUGGUGGAAAGGGAAACUUGGUUAAAAAAAGCAAAUGACUUUUUUAACAGUGCUAACAAGGCAUUUGAGGUACUUGGAAGAGUUGAAGCUUACCUUAAGCUCCUUAAAUCAGAAGGUUUAAGUCUGCCUGUCUUGGCAGUAAGGCAUGAAGAAUUACAUAGAGAAAUUAAAGACUGCACUGCUGAUGCUUUGCAAAAGGGACGCGCCUUAAUCAGCCAAGUCGACUCCUGCAGAGCGACUGGUAUCCGGGAGAUAAUGGACUGCCUUCAGCGACGAGUGGAUCACCUCACUGAACAUUGUUCAGCACACAAGGAAUUUGCUUUUAAGAAACAGCAACUAAGAGCCUCCGUGGAGGGCCACUUAAAGAAGGUGGAAAUAUUAAUGCAGAAAAUCAUCCCAGAGCUCUCCAAGGAAAUGGAUCUAAGUUCCAGCAUUUCUGAAUCAGAGAGGAUUUUGAGUAAAUAUCUGGAAUUAGACACCCAAACUAAGGAGACAGCACAUGAAUUAGAAGCAGCUGCACAACUUGUGGCAGAGAAAAAUGAAUUUGAAUGUGAUGAAGUGGCGUCGCUUUCUUCUAAAGUCAGAUUGCUGGAGGAAGAAUUAAACGUACUUGACCAAAGCAUGGGCUUCCGAACACGAAUCCUAAAAACUUAUGUGGCGUUUCUAAAAUCAGCAGAGGAGGCAAAGGAACAAUAUCGGGGCGUAAAGGAGUUUUACCAGACUGAAAUCCUGAGGAAGAAAGUGCAUGAUUCUAAAGUUAAACACUGGCCAGACUCAACUGAGGAACAGUGGCACCUGUUUUUAAAGAGAAGUUUUCUCAUUGAAGACUUGGGGUUUCAGUUCCUUAAUUUAAUAAAUAUGGCAAAAGAAAAUGAAAUACGGAAUCUGCAAAAUGAAGUGCACACUUUGGAGGACACCGUGGAAAAUCAAAAAGCAGAAAGGGAAGAACUCAGCCACCUUUGGGUAGCGUGGAAACGCAAAGCCACUGAAAACAAGCCUAUAACACAGCAGUGGGCAGCAUUCCAAGAGCAACUUAGAAAGACUGCUCACAACUUAAAGCUUCUCCAGGAAGCCCUCAUACCUGUGUAUGUGCUUGACCUUGAAGGGAGCCUCCAGAAAGUUUUAGGAAUACAGGAAAAAUGGCGUGAGAUAAAACCUCAGUUCCAGCAACUAAAUGAUGAGGUUCAGUGCAUUAUGAAAGAAGCCGAAGAAUUAUGUGGCAAAGGGGCCCCUGUGAAGGAGAAGUCUCAACAACUUAGAGAUCUUCUGUCCCUCCAUCAAAAGCAGAAAGAGAGAAUCCAAGAUUAUGACAGUAUCCUGAAUAAGACAAUUCAGUUUCUUCAAGUCAAAGAAGAGCUGGAACAUCUCAUCAGACCAAGGGAACUGGAGCUUCUAGAACAGCCAAAGGCACUGGAUGACGCUCGUGCUGCCCAAAUUCACCUCCAUCACUCUCAGGAAAAGCAGGCCCAUGUAGACCAUCUCCACAAACUGGCCCACUCGCUGGGAGUGGGAAUCUUCUCAUCAGUGCAACAGCAUAACUGCUCUAGUAUUUCUGCAGAAAGCCUACAACAGCAGCUGGAUAUGCUUGAAGGGCACAGAAUCAAUUGGCAUGCCAAAGUGGAGGAGUAUGAGCAGGCCCUGACCCGAAGCUUGGAGUACUGCAACAUAAGGGAUGAGAUAAACGAGUUCAAAGAGUCAUUCAAGGAUAUAAAAAAGAAAUUCAACAACUUGAAGUUUAAUUACACAAAGAAAAAUGAAAGAGCUCGGAAUCUAAAGACUCUUAAAUAUCAAAUUCAACAAGUUGAUAUAUAUGCUGAAAAAAUACAGGUUUUGAAAAGAAAAAUGGAAAAAUUUGAGAAUAAAAUUUCAGAUUCAUUCAUAAAUUAUCCAGUUAACAAAGCUGAUGUCCUUUUGGAAGCCAUGAAGGAUUUGCAGAAUCAUGUCAAUGAGUUUAACAAGGUUGUGACAGAUUAUAAGAAGAAUUUGGACUUAACCGCACAUCUCCAGGAGAUGAUAGAAGAGUGCCACUUUUGGUAUGAAGAUGCAAGUGCCACUGUUAUCAGAGUCGGGAAAUACUCCACAGGGUGCAAAACAAAGGAAGCUGUGCAGAUUCUCUACCAACAAUUUAACAAAUUUAUCACGCCCUCAGUACCUCAGCAAGAAAGAAGGAUCCAGGAGAUCUGUGACCUUGCACAACGUUUAUAUGGCUUGGAAGAAGGGCAAAAAUAUGUGGAGAAAACAGUGGCAAAGCACAAUGAGGUGCUUGAAUCUGUUACUGAAUUAUGUAGCACUCUCUCAGAGCUUGAAGAAAAACUGAAGCAGGGAGAUGUUUUAGAGAUGAAUCUGAAUUUGGAAGACUUCCAUGAUGACUAUGUUGGCCUACUGAAAGAACCAGUGAGAAGUAAGCAGACAAUAUUCAGUGAAGAAAUGAAUAAGGAGCAAGCACAUGUGGCAGACAGUUUGGCCAUCAGGGGAAGAAAGGAGAGUCAACCUUUACGGGGCAUGAUGCAUCUGCCCUCUGCCAAAGAAGAGCGUGUCCAAGGCCUGCUCCUGCCUGCAGACGUGAUUUCAGGAGAAGAAUACGAAUGUGUCUCUCCUGAUGACAUAUCCUUGCCUCCACUCCCAGGAAGCCCAGAAUCAUUCCUCAUACCAUCAGAUGUGGACAGGGAAGAAAGUCCCAGCCCCUCCCUCAGCAUACGUAGCUCCAGAACAAUGCAGGCGGGAGCCAGCCGUCCAGGGGACGUCCAGGAAGCUAGCCUUCCUCCACCUCCAGCCUCUGCAGAUGUCUACAGUGAUAAAAAAGAAACAUUUUCAAGUUAUUUUGAAAGACCUUAUCCCCAAUUUAAAGUUGAACUCCCCCCAGCCACCCAAGGAAUUCUGGAAAAGAGCACUGUUUUCUGCAAAAUCAGUGCUAAACUUCCAGAGAGCAUGCCGAGUGAGGUGCAUGAGAGAGCUUUACAGCAGCACCAGCAGGCUCAGAGAGAUUCGCUAGAAACUCGGGAGAAUAUGCAUGAUGACAGUAAUGCCACUAAAACCUGUGAUAGUUUGCAUGCUUCCCCUGAUGCAUUCCCGGGCCUCAAGUUUCAGUCACUCAAAAACCGUGGCUACCAGAGGCAAGUGGUUCCCCAAGAAAAGAUUAAAGGUACAUCAGCAAACAAGAGCGUGGUCAGCCUAGCUGACCAGGCACCUAAUUUCUCCAGGCUCCUGUCUAAUGUAACUGUCAUGGAAGGUUCACCAGUGACUUUGGAAGUUGAAGUAACAGGAUUUCCAGAACCUACACUGACAUGGUACAAGAAGGGCCAGAAAUUGUCUGCAGAUGAGCACUUACAGGUCUUACACAAGGAGACGAGACAUUUGGUGUUCAUUCCAAAGGUAUGCAAGGCAGACGCGGGUCUCUAUGUGGCUCGGGCUCAAAACUCUAGUGGCAUUCUCUCUUCCAGUGCCAUCCUCCAUGUAACAGGUAACCACAGGCCACCGAUCAAGAGAAUAAACUGGAUAACUCUGUGUGCCAUCUAUGUGUGUGUGUCUCUCGCGUACUGGAUACUCACACCGUAACUGGGAUUGGUGCCCAAGGACAUCUUCCCCAGCAACCUGAAGGACCAUACAGUUGUUUAUUUUUCUGCAACUCCCAUGAACAAUUCCCCACCAAGUAAAUCUCCAUUCUAGUCAUAUUGCUGCUUGAUUAAUUCCACUGUUCAACAAAAUAACUAGAUUACCUUUAGUACCUUAAUGCAUUUAAGGAGCUGGAUAACUUAGCAUUGAGUAAGCAUACAUUUUUGUAUUCUAGGAGUUGCAUUCAAUAGAAAACAUAUUAAAAUGACACUAUGCUUAAAACCUUCCUAAUUUAACAGCUUUCAGAUCAAGGAUCACAACAGCAUAUAGAUGUGAGUUAAAUUUCAAAUCCAGUCAUUUGAUAACUUAUUUUUAAUUGUACUCAUAGAUCUACUUAUAGGAUAAGUUGAAAUGUUGAACUAAAGUUGUAAUUUCCGUUAUUUAUCGGUUGUUUUUAAUUUUGUUUUUUCAUGUCCUGAUCUUGUUUAUGGAAAUACAUUCUACAUAGUUGCCAUAUACCCUAUAUAACUCAGUCUGAAAAUGCUGCUAUAAUCAAUCUUCUGUUAAGUUUCAUGGGCUUAACAUAGUGGAAUAGAUGUGCCUUCAACUUGAAAUGGAGUUCCAGGUUACCAGUGAGCUAUGCCAUAGACCAAGAUGGAAUAAAUUGCAGGAGUGCUCUGACUAUCGCUGACAUUUCAUUGUAAAUUUUUGUGUAUAGUUAAACAGAUAAGUGCAACCAGAUUAGCAUGCUUCUAAUUAUAAUUCUAUUUCUUUUCUUCUCUCUCUGUCUUUUUUUUUUUUUACUUGAUAAGAUAGAAAUUGAGAGAGGGGGGAUAUAGGGAGAGAAACAGAAACACCUGAGGCCCUGCUUCACUGCUCCUGAAGCUUACCCCUGCAGGUGAGGAUUGAGGGCUUGAACACAGGUCCUUCCUGUGGAUGAGAACGUAUGUAUUCACAUAGGUGCACCAGCCCCUCUCCCAGUAUUUUUGCAAUCUGUGUAUAGGGCGAUUCAGUACCUCAGUUUCCCAUAUGGAGAAAGGGUGCCUUAUCUACCUCCAAUGAUUCCCUUUUAAUUUCA
Messenger RNA from Erinaceus europaeus (western European hedgehog), 5970 nucleotides. RefSeq names its product coiled-coil domain containing 141 (gene CCDC141). The record is from RefSeq and is a predicted model, not a curated record. The coding region runs from base 309 to 4895 and encodes 1528 amino acids. The transcript has 25 exons. Lineage: Eukaryota; Metazoa; Chordata; Mammalia; Eulipotyphla; Erinaceidae.